This is a messenger RNA of Erinaceus europaeus (western European hedgehog), 2673 nucleotides long. RefSeq names its product homeobox C8 (gene HOXC8). The record is from RefSeq and is a predicted model, not a curated record. The transcript has 2 exons. Gene Ontology annotation, molecular function: RNA polymerase II transcription regulatory region sequence-specific DNA binding; DNA-binding transcription factor activity, RNA polymerase II-specific. Bases 431 to 1159 code for a protein of 242 amino acids. Lineage: Eukaryota; Metazoa; Chordata; Mammalia; Eulipotyphla; Erinaceidae. Gene Ontology annotation, biological process: regulation of transcription by RNA polymerase II. Gene Ontology annotation, cellular component: nucleus.
UCCCCCCCAGCCUGAACCCCUCAACCCCCGCCAGCCAUCUCCUCUCUCUCUCUCUCUCUCUCUCUCUCUCUCGCCUGUCUUCAUGUCGUGGAUUGAUGAACGCGAAUCGCGUGUAAGCGCCGCCACCGCCGGGAGUCUGAGGAAUUCGCCUGGGCUGUUAAAGGGAAGAGCGAAGUGAGGAGAGCGAGCUCUACCUACCGUCAGUGAAGGGAGCCGCCGCCGCCACCGCCGCCCAGCCGGGAGCUCGCGGAGCCGGCCGGCCGGCACCCAGGCCCCCACCUGCCCAGCCCGGCCCCCAGCCCAGCCCAGCCCAACCCAGGGGGGCCAGCCGGCCUGGGGUUCGCUCCCGGGGGGAGGGGAGUUUCGGGGGUACCGGGCGGGGGAGUCGCGAGCCAGAGGGGAGGGGGCCGCGGGUUUUCAUGUACCCAGCAUGAGCUCCUACUUCGUCAACCCCCUGUUCUCCAAAUACAAAGGCGGCGAGUCCCUGGAGCCGGCCUACUACGACUGCCGGUUCCCCCAGAGCGUGGGCCGGAGCCAUGCGCUGGUGUACGGGCCCGGCGGCUCGGCGCCCGGCUUCCAGCACGCCUCGCACCACGUCCAAGACUUCUUCCACCACGGCACCUCGGGCAUCUCCAACUCGGGCUACCAGCAGAACCCCUGCUCGCUGAGCUGCCACGGAGAUGCCUCCAAAUUCUAUGGCUACGAGGCGCUCCCCAGACAGUCCCUUUAUGGGGCUCAGCAAGAGGCGAGCGUGGUGCAAUAUCCCGACUGUAAAUCCUCCGCCAACACUAACAGUAGCGAAGGACAAGGCCACUUAAAUCAAAACUCGUCUCCCAGCCUCAUGUUUCCAUGGAUGAGACCCCACGCUCCGGGGCGGCGCAGCGGAAGGCAAACUUACAGCCGAUAUCAGACCUUGGAACUAGAAAAGGAGUUUCUCUUUAAUCCUUAUUUGACACGAAAGCGCCGGAUUGAAGUCUCUCAUGCCCUGGGACUGACUGAGAGACAAGUGAAGAUCUGGUUCCAGAACCGAAGGAUGAAAUGGAAAAAGGAGAACAACAAGGAUAAACUUCCUGGAGCCCGAGAUGAGGAGAAGGUGGAGGAAGAAGGCAAUGAGGAAGAGGAGAAAGAAGAGGAGGAAAAGGAAGAAAACAAGGACUGAGCAGAAAAAGAGAGGGACCCCCUCACACACACCCUUAGCAACUCCCUUGAAGUUUUGUUUUAUGGUAGCGGAUAAAUUGAGAAGUUUACGACUGUCAUUUGCUUUUAUAGAGAAUAGAAUGACACUCACAACCCUAACUACCUGUCAGAUACUCGCAGCUCUGGUUUUAUUACCUUUGGACUUCCCCCCAUCUUUAUUUGUUUGGGGACUGGAGGAGGAAGCCCAGCCCCAGACACUGCAGAAAGUUCGGGCUCCGUCUUAGUCCCCAACACAUACUUGCCCCCAUCCCACCCUCACCUGCCACCAGGUCCUUCCUGGGUGGAGGGGAGGUUUGAGAUUUGGCUUCUGUGCCUCCCUCCCCUCAGUCCCCUUCUUACCACACUGCACCCCCCCUGCUUCUCUGCUAUUUAUUUUUAGAAGGGAGCCCCCCAAGUGUGUGUGUGUGUGUGUGUGUGUGUGUGUGUGUGUGUGUAUAGGCAUGUGGUGGGGGAGACCCAUGGCUUUGUUUUUUUGCUAGGGUGAAUUUAUUAGAUUGACUUUUUUCUUUCCAAAGGAAAGGGAAGAAAAAAAUCAAAGAAAGGAAGGAGAAAAAAAAUAAAAGAGAAACUGGAAAGAGAGAAGAGACUGAUAGGAAGGAAUAACUCUUCUCCCUCCUUGGGGCUCCCCUGUUUAGAAAAAAAAAGGCCCCCUUGACUUUCUCUGGGAAUCUGAGGGAUGCCUGAGAAAUGUGUGUCUCUCCCCUCCCCACCCCACCCUCCAGGGGUAGCUUGGAGCCUGUAGUUGCCCAAAGGGGGGGUGGAAAAAAUCCUACCUAGCCAACCCAUGGCCACUCAGGCCUAUGCCUGCCUUCCUCCCCUCCCCUCGCUGUCAGAUUUCUGUUGCUGGGCCCAGCUUCCACUAAGCCAAAUUAGUCUUAGCGCUCAGAAAUCACCCUGAUCAUGAAAACCAAGUAUGAUGAUAAUAUUAGUACCGAUGAUGAAUCUUUUAACAUACUACCUAAAGGGAACCUGCAAUAAUCUUGAACCAUGAAAAGAAAAAAAAAAUCCUCAUAGAGAGAAAAAAAAAAAAGAAAAAUUCAAAAGAAAAAAAAGAAAGAAACCUCCAAUGUAUUUUAUCACUACCUAUAGAGAGACAUCCUGCUUUGAGAGCAUUUGUAAUGCAGUUUUGUCGUCGUUUGUUGCUGCUUAUUUCACUAAGAAAAACCCAACAACUAAGACUGCCUAUCCCGCCGGUCCUGUGCGCUUUUAUUGUGCUUCUAACCCCAGUAGAGUAGAAUUAAAUUGCACUGAAUGUAUAGUUAACUCUGUCUUGAAUUCUCUGUUUAUGCAAUGUGCUCGAAAGAAAAAAAUGUUGAAAAAUAUAUCUAUAAUAAUGAUUUUUUUUUUUGGUCCUUGGUCUUUCUGUCCAGCUAUGAAUGUAGACUUUGUGUCCCGGCAGCCCUAUUCCUGGUCCAAGUACUUUGUAUUGUAUACGUGAGUCAUAAUAAAAAAGAAAGAAAAAAAAGGAGGAAAACA